Molecule: messenger RNA, 667 nt
Organism: Alexandromys fortis (reed vole)
Lineage: Eukaryota; Metazoa; Chordata; Mammalia; Rodentia; Cricetidae
Product: cytochrome P450 4A14-like
Exons: 4
Coding region: 18-539 (173 amino acids)
Biological process (GO): arachidonate metabolic process; icosanoid biosynthetic process; linoleic acid metabolic process
Cellular component (GO): intracellular membrane-bounded organelle
Molecular function (GO): heme binding; arachidonate monooxygenase activity; iron ion binding
Source: RefSeq, a predicted model, not a curated record
UCUUUCACUACAUCUCCAUGAUGACACUGGACACUGUAAUGAAGUGUGCUUUCAGUUACCAGGGCAGUGUCCAGGUGGAUGAAAAUUCCAGGUCCUACACUAAGGCUGUUGAGGAUCUGAACAACCUGACUUUCCAUCGAAUAAGGAGUGUCUUUUUUUGGAAUAACACCAUCUACAAAAUGUCCUCUGAUGGCCGUUUGUUCCACCAUGCCUGCCAGCUUGCACAUGAGCACACAGAUCGAGUGAUCAAGAUGAGGAAAGCUCAGCUUCAGAACGAGGAAGAGCUGGAGAAGGUCAAGAAGAAGAGGCGCCUGGAUUUCUUGGACAUCCUCUUGCUUGCCAAAAUGGAGGAUGGAAAGAGCUUGUCUGAUGAGGACCUGCGUGCUGAGGUGGACACAUUCAUGUUCGAGGGCCAUGACACCACAGCCAGUGGACUCUCCUGGAUCUUCUAUGCUCUGGCCACGCACCCUGAACACCAACAGAGAUGCAGGGAGGAGGUGCAAAGUGUCCUGGGUGAUGGAACUUCUGUCACCUGGUGAGAAAAACUCAAGAUGAAGGAGACUCCUGCCUACUUAUAAGAGAGAUCUUUUCUAAAUUGUUUUCUUUCUUUUUUCUUCUUUCACAUAAUACAGCCUGAACACAGCCUCUCCUACUUUUCUACUUCCUG